AUGAUUACCUCAGAGAGACCAAAUGCAGUCGCUGGUGAUCAAGCAAAGAAGACAUUAAAGCAGCUGAAACCCUCGAAGAGCACAGGCACCAAGAUCUCUUGUAAAGCAGGGAAACUGUGCUGCAAACACUGUGGGCAGAGCUUUACUAACGUGGUGCAUCUUAGAGUACAUGAAGCAGUGCACAAGACAGAUCUACCCUUUUCCUGUACGUGCUGUGGAAAAGGCUUCAUGCAGAAGGGCAGUUUGAAAAAGCAUCAGCUCAUUCACACUGCAGACCAAUUGCAGUCUUGCAGUGUGUAUAGCAAAACCUUUACAGAAAAUGCAUGUCUUAAAAAGCAUCUGAAAUCUCGUUGUAAUCAAAAAAGGAUAAGCUGUAGUUUGUGCUCUAAAUCCUUCAGCAGCUUGUACACCCUGAAGAAACACCAGGUGGUUCAUACGGGGGAGAAGGCAUACUGCUGCAGCACCUGUGGCAAGGCCUUCAACUUGGCGGGAAACCUGUCGCGUCACCUCCGCAUACAUACUGGCGAGAAGCCAUUCUGCUGCAACACCUGUGGAAAGAGCUUCAACCAGUUGGACACCCUGAAGACCCAUCAGCGUAUACACACAGGAGAGCGACCAUAUAGCUGUAAGACAUGUGGGAAAAAGUUUGUCCAGAGGAGUGGGCUCAAAAGUCAUAUGCACAUUCAUUUGGGUAUUGAUGAGAGCUGUAUAGAGUCCUUAAAAGGGAGUAUGCCCUGUGAGUGCUCCAUCUGCGGACAACAACUGAGCUCUGUUAGGGCACUGUGGACACAUCAGCAGCUUCAUCACAGUGACGAGCUGCACAACUGUGAUGUCUGUGGAAAGAAUUUCACAUCACCCCGCAAACUGAAGACCCACAAGAGGAUCCACACAGGAGAGAAGCCUUUCAGCUGUGAGAAAUGUAGAAAGACAUUCACUCAACAAAGCAGUCUGAAAACACACCAGAGCGUUCACACUGGGGAAAAACCUUUCAACUGUGAUGUGUGUGGCAAGAACUUUGGUACUAUGGGCAACCUUAACCGACACAAGCGUAUUCACACAGGAGAGAAGCCCUUCAGCUGCAGUAUAUGUGGGAAGAGUUUUAAUCAGGCAAACAGCCUGAAGGCUCACCUCCAGGUGCAUACAAUGGAGAAACCAUAUAUGUGUGAUAGAUGUGGAAAGAACUUUUCAUACCUGAGGAAUCUUAAAGAACACAAAUGUAUCUAUGAAUGA
Sardina pilchardus (European sardine) is the source of this 1230-nucleotide messenger RNA. RefSeq names its product gastrula zinc finger protein XlCGF57.1. The record is from RefSeq and is a predicted model, not a curated record. Gene Ontology annotation, molecular function: DNA-binding transcription activator activity, RNA polymerase II-specific; RNA polymerase II cis-regulatory region sequence-specific DNA binding. Gene Ontology annotation, cellular component: nucleus. The transcript has a single exon. Gene Ontology annotation, biological process: regulation of transcription by RNA polymerase II. NCBI's taxonomy places the organism in Eukaryota, Metazoa, Chordata, Actinopteri, Clupeiformes, Clupeidae. The coding region runs from base 1 to 1230 and encodes 409 amino acids.